AUGCAACUGACCUCUCUCCUCUGCGCCGCCAUCCUGGCUACCCUGGGAGUCGCCUCCCCCAUUGAGUACACCCACGAGAACGACAAUGCUGUCGCUAAGCGUGCGAUUGAAUACACUCACGAGAAUGACAAUGCUGUUGCAAAGCGUGCUAUUGAGUACACGCAUGAGAACGACAAUGCUGUCGCCAAACGUGCCAUCGAAUACACCCACCCGGAUGACAAUGCCGUCGCUAAGCGUCACAUCGAGUACACGCACGAAAACGACAAUGCGGUUGCAAAGCGCCACAUCGAAUACACCCACGAGAAUGACAACGCUGUGGCGAAGCGCGCCAUUGAAUAUACUCACGAAGACAACAACGCAGUUGCAAAGCGUGCCAUCGAGUAUGAGCACGCCAACAACGGCGAUGCUACUGCAAAGCGUGCGAUCGAAUACACUCACCCGGACGACAAUGCCGUCGCCAGGCGUCACAUUGAGUACACUCAUGAAGAUGAUAAGGCGGUUGCAAAGCGUGCUGUCGAGUAUGAGCACGAGAACGACAAUGCUGUUGCCAAGCGUCAUAUUGAGUAUGAGCAUGCCAACGACAACGGUGCCACCGCCAAGCGGGCCAUUGAGUACACCCAUGAGAACGACAACGCUGUCGCUAAGCGCGCCAUCGAGUACACUCACGAAAACGACAACGCCGUGGCAAAGUAA
Molecule: messenger RNA, 693 nt
Organism: Cordyceps fumosorosea ARSEF 2679
Lineage: Eukaryota; Fungi; Ascomycota; Sordariomycetes; Hypocreales; Cordycipitaceae
Exons: 1
Coding region: 1-693 (230 amino acids)
Source: RefSeq, a predicted model, not a curated record